Molecule: messenger RNA, 3489 nt
Organism: Anolis sagrei ordinatus
Lineage: Eukaryota; Metazoa; Chordata; Lepidosauria; Squamata; Anolidae
Gene: RAB38
Product: RAB38, member RAS oncogene family
Biological process (GO): endosome to lysosome transport; phagosome-lysosome fusion
Cellular component (GO): phagocytic vesicle; Golgi apparatus; lysosome
Molecular function (GO): GTP binding; GTPase activity
Source: RefSeq, a predicted model, not a curated record
ACUAGUUAGUAAAACGUGGAAAUCUUCUCUUGAGAGUGGGCUCUCCAAAAGUAGGGAACCACUCAAUGUCGGGCUAUGUGUCAGGCAUACACACAAGCUCCCAUCCACUGGAUGAGAGUGGUAUAUAAAGAAGGGCACUGAUUCUGGAGUGUAGAGCGACCCACCCUUCCCGUUGGCUGCUGCCCCUCCUGCUCGGUCCGGCUUGAGAGGCAAGGCAGAGGAGAGGUCCAGGUCCCUCCCCCGGGCGCCUUGAAGAGGCUCCUUCUUCUCCUCCUCCACCUCUUCCUCCUCUUCGGCGGGGAGAGGGACAGAAGCGUCCGGAGAGCCGCGGACGAUGCCGAAGAAGCCGCCUUCUCCUCCCCCUCCUCCUUCUUCGCCUUCUCCUCGGCCUCUUUCCCCGGCUCCCCUGCCUCCGUCUCCGCCGAGGGGCCCCCAGGAGCGGCUCUACAAGCUGCUGGUGAUCGGCGACCUGGGCGUGGGCAAGACCAGCAUCAUCAAGCGCUACGUCCACCAGAACUUCUCCCCGCACUACCGGGCCACCAUCGGGGUGGACUUCGCCCUCAAGGUCCUGCCCUGGGACGCACGCACCGUCGUCCGCCUCCAGCUCUGGGACAUUGCCGGUCAAGAAAGGUUUGGGAACAUGACACGGGUCUAUUACCGAGACGCCAUGGGAGCAUUUAUUGUUUUUGACGUAACCAGGCCGGCAACGUUUGAGGCAGUAACCAAAUGGAAAGAAGAUUUGGACACUAAGCUGACUCUCCCCAAUGGCAAACCUGUGCCCACAGUUCUGUUGGCAAACAAAUGUGACCAGACCAAGGAAGUGCUUGUGAACAACGGCAUCAAGAUGGAGCAAUUCUGCCAAGAGAAUGGCUUUGUGGGAUGGUUUGAGACAUCAGCUAAGGAAAAUAUAAAUAUUGAYGAAGCUUCCAGAUGUUUAGUGAAGCACAUCAUGGCCACUGAGAGUGACCCUGUGGARCAACCUGUUGAACCUGAUGUUGUCAAGCCACACUUGAAUUCCUCCAAGUUUGCCAGCUGUUCAGCUUGCUUCCGGUCCUAAGCAACCUCCAAGCUGUUUUGGACAUUGSGACUGAGCAAMACAUAACUCAGGAAAGAAAAGUGCCUCCAGAGCAUGUUGCCUGGCUUUUGCUGUGCCUGGGCAUAAAAAUAAAAUCUGCAUUCUUGCCAAACACUUGGCUGUAAAAGAAAAUCCAAAGUUUCAAGAACUUUUCUGAUUAUUAUUUUUAUUGUGGUUUUAUGACUAAGUUGUGGAUGCUUCUACAAAUUUUGAUACUGAUUUUCUAACCUGUUUCAGUUAAUUGUAGUUGCUCCAGCCAAAGUGCUCUUUUUAGGAAGGCAGAAGCAUCUAAACACGGCAUUUUGGGGGACGGUUUCAUAUGUAUGUGUGAAUUGGGAGUCUACCUUAGGAACUACAUCACCCUCCAUUUUUUGCUGAACUUUACUCCCAGCAGUCCUAAUAAGUAUAGUUAAUGGUGAGAAAUACUGGAAGUUGCAGGUAAAAUUACUAUGUGCAGCACAGGGAAAAUACUAUUUACAGCACAGGGAUGGCAUUUACCUUUGUCAUUGUUUGCCACCACAGUGGAAGCCAUGGAGCUCCAGAGAGCUACUGUGUUUGCCAAUGUCAGGUGUGUUUGCCAAUGUCAGCAAAGUCAUGACUUGUAGAAAAGAGGGGGCUUUCCACCCACCUUUCUUCCCUCUCCAAGUUUCAUGAACACCUUGGCAGAUACCAACAAAGGCUCCUGGUGAUGGUCAAGAGCUCUCCGGAGUUCUGUUACCAUGACUGCAGUGACAAAAGUAAUACAGGUAAGGGUGAUCUUUCAGCAGAGCUGAAUCAGAUUUAGUCCAGCUAGGUGGUCAGGACUCCACUCCCACUUCUGCAGCAGUUUGAGAGCAGAGAAAUGAAAAUAUUUUGGCACAAUCGGGCUGGUCCAAAGCAGCAAUGAACCCUAAAGGUAUUAAUCAACAAAACAAAUAAAGUCAGUCAUGCACUAAAUAUGUAAUAUGCUUUGUCAUUUGAAGUUUGUUUUUCAGAGGAAAACGUCAACUCCGCAACCAAAAACUAUACAUUUGCAGCCAACAUUAAUUCCAACUUAUUUUUCAUAGGUUAGAACAAUUGCCCUCUUGUAAACCAGGCUUGAAACUAUUUCCAAUUUGUAUCUAAUGUACAAAUGUCUUGUCUGAUAUCCCCAUAUCAACAACGGAAAUGUUAUUUGAUGAUUAAAACUCUGGAACGUCUUUUCAUAAAUUGUUUUAAGUUGCUUUCCAUGCUGAUUUUGUAUUUUGAUGCAAGAGACCUGAUUUAAUUGUGUGUCAACACAAUGAGUGUAUAAGACACCAAACCAUAGAUUGAUGUUACAUGAGCAUAGACCCCUUCUCCCCAAAGCCUUACAUUUACAACUUAUAGCUUAUGUAGUCCAGACACAUUUCAACAGAAUUUAUUUUCUUUCUAUCAACUUUCCUCACAGUCCAGCUCUCACAACCAUACAUAGAAAUGGGAAAUGUGAUAGCAUGGACAAUCCUAACUUUGUGAUACAAACAUACACACAUAUUAUUUUCAUGGCUUGGUGGAUCUGGAUCACACUUGGUACAAUUACCCUUCAUUACCCAACUUAAAAUAUGGAUGAGGUUUAAACUAAUACAUCCAUCCAUUGCGUUGUACACACACACACACACACACACACACACACCAGUUCCCAGUCUUUUUUUUGACAAGGGACCACUUGACCAGGGACCACUCUCCAACAUUAGUACCAAAAGGGCUACGGAUCGGUUUUUGGUCAAUAUUAAAUUUGGUUUGGUUAUUUGGAGUGCUGAUUCAGAAAAUUGCAUUAGAUAGACCAUAUCAGCUCUAGUUUCUGUUACAGAACAUAUCCCAUGCAGUAGUCGCCAUCUGCUUGCCCACAGAAAACCAUAUUUAAUAAUCUAGAGCUGAUGUGUACUCUUUCGUGGGUAGUCAGCCUCUCCCCUCCUGAAAUCCCUGUUGCCUUGGCACUGUAAGAGAGUUUUGUGACACCAGUCGCUCUCGUUGCUGCAUGGUUUUGAGACAAUGGUGUAGUAACAGUGAGGCUACAGACCAUAUUUUCAUUCUUGCGGACCACUGGUAGUCCACAAACCAUAGGUUGGGAACCACUGAUAUGGAUUAAUUGCCCUUUACAGCCAACAUUUCCACACAAAAUAAUUUCUGUGCGGCAUUUCAGGAGUUUGAAUACUGAGAGAAAGCUACACAAAAUCCUUGCUUAUCUUACUAUUCUUCCCAAUGGAUCCCUCAACUGUUCAGAAAUCAAUUUUUCCUCCCAGGAAUAAAUAAUUAUGAAUAUUCUUUCCAUCUGUAGGAACGAGGAGAUUCCCACGAGAUCUUGUGGUAAUCCCUCGGCAUGCUCAGCUACUCUCAAAAGGGAAAGAUUUUCUCCCCUGGUUUUGAGUGUUGUGUUUUUGUGUUCGCAUCCCUCAUUAAUUUUAACCGGGAAAGGA